Messenger RNA from Capsicum annuum, 1168 nucleotides. RefSeq names its product basic proline-rich protein. Bases 501 to 917 code for a protein of 138 amino acids. NCBI's taxonomy places the organism in Eukaryota, Viridiplantae, Streptophyta, Magnoliopsida, Solanales, Solanaceae. The transcript has a single exon. The record is from RefSeq and is a predicted model, not a curated record.
AUUAUAAAUAAAAAGUAAUUUUAAUUAUAUAUAAAUAAUAUAAUUUUCUAUCAAAGGAGAUUUGGAUGAACCAUCAUCAAAGGGUAGCUCUGUCCCUGCCUCUGACCCCACCCAGGGGCGGAGCCACCAUUCAUGUUCAGUAGUAGAUGUCGAAGAGAACCCCUUCAUAUAGUUUAUAUAUUUACUUCUGAAUCCUUCGAUAAAAAUUAUGACUCACUACUGGCCCACCCCAAGAAGGAAAAAAACUCAAAACCAACAACUUAAAUUCCAUUCUCUUGCCACUUCCAUGCAAUAUUUUCAAUAGUGUAACAAACAAACUCUCUCAUUUCUCUUGACACUUCCCUUUCCUUUACUUUCCUUUUUCCUUUCAUUUCCCACUACUUAACAUACUAUUGUUGUCACAUACACACCCAUCAAAAACCAAUUUUUCUUCUAAGGAAGAAGCAAAAGAAAGAAAUUCACACUUCUAUCAACAACUCAAGAUUUUUCACCAAACAGACAUGUCAUGGUUCGUGAUUUUUCUCUUAUUUUUCGUGGUGUCCAUACAAAUAACCAAUGGAUUGAAUCCACGAAAACUAGAUGAGGGUGAGAACAAGUGUGGAGGUUGUCCAUGUAACAAACCAUGUAAUCCACCUUCACCACCACCACCAUCACCACCACCACCAUCACCACCACCACCAAAGUCGAAACCGCCAAGUGGCUACAACUGCCCUCCUCCUCCUCCUUAUUCCGGCGGCGGCGGUGGUGGUGAUCAAGAUGUUCCUUAUCCUCCAAAUUCACAAUACAUAUACAUGACUGGUCCACCUGGGGAUUUGUACCCCGUUGACCAUAACGUUAAUAGUGCAAAAAAGAGCUUUACUACUGAAUUUUCACUUUUGAUUGGUGGAUUCUUCUUGGGAUUGCUUUAUUUUUGGUGAAAUUCAACAUCAAAUCAAAUUUUAUGAGUAAAAAAUAAGUGGAAGAAGCAGCAAAUUUCAGAGACCAAAAGUUAAGUGUGGGUAUAAAUAUUCUAUAUAUAUAUUAGGUUGGUCCUUAAUUAUAAUUAGCUGUAAUCUUGAUAUAUUCAUGUUGUUUCAUUUAGUUCCAAUAACUACCUUAUAAAUUUUCUUCCACUUUUUGUUUUUUGUAAAAUUAAUUGUGAAUCCAUUGUCAAGAGACAUGUUAUCAA